Molecule: messenger RNA, 963 nt
Organism: Necator americanus (New World hookworm)
Lineage: Eukaryota; Metazoa; Nematoda; Chromadorea; Rhabditida; Ancylostomatidae
Exons: 7
Coding region: 1-963 (320 amino acids)
Source: RefSeq, a predicted model, not a curated record
AUGUCAUCCGAAUGCGAGAGAGGUCCCUUGACCACAUCAACGGUGGAUUACUGGGUUCAGCAUGUGGUGUUUCCUUGUCAAGUGUUCAUACUGACGUUGGUCAUCUACGAUAUAGCUCGUAACGCGACGUCGGUGAAAUCGAGAAUCGUGGCGAAACCAAAUCUGCUAGUCCUUGCACUGCUUAAUCUACUCGUCUUUGGUACUAUGCUUCCUCAGUCGCUGGGAAGCUUCUCGUGGUUUUUUGAAGCGGAAUCUUUUAGACGUUUCUUCCAUUACUCGAAAAUCCCAAUCAAUGCUCUGUCUAACCUUAUAUCUGCUAUGGAGAUUUUCAUUACACUUGCCAUUUGCGUAGAGUGCUACCUCCGUUCGAAGUCCUCCUCGCUUGUAAAAUGUUUUGUGCCAAGUGUCCGCUACGUCACCUUCCUUGUGGGAGCAUUCAUUAUGUCCGCAGGACUAACAGGCUAUCAUUUUCUGCUGUACGAACUAGAAACCGGCUACAGAUGCAAUGGAACGAAGCUGGUCGUGAGGAUCAAGCUUAACACUGACCUUUUCACUCCGACAGCUAUCAAAUUUUGUAACAUCGUCCAAGCUGUUCUUGUUAUUGUGAUCCCAUGCAUUUGCAUGAUUUUGGUGAACCGGAGACAUGCCAAUCUCAUUCGCAGCAACGUGUUUCCAAUAUCCUUCAGUGAAUGCCGUGAGUUGUUCAGCGAGGAAUCCCAUCUACAAUCGAGACGAAAGACGAUUUUGAUGUGUCUGCCUACACUCACGAUCUGUUUCGUCUUUUCGCAUAUGUUGUCGUUCCUCCCCUUCUUAUACGACCUCAUUCCAUCGCUCUACGAAUGGGGAUUUCCAAAUGUGAUCACCGUUAUGAAUAGUGUACUCAUGAGUGGAAAACUAGCAGCACUUGCUAUUUCGUCACAUAUGUGUCAAGAGCUCGGUCGCCUUGGAGUCAGCACUUAUUAG